GGCAAAAGCAACAGCAAUAACGCUGCGACAGCCACCAGCAGCAGCAGAAGCAGCGGCGCUUCGCACUUUGCUCUGCUGAAUUUUCAAUUUCAGUUGUAAGCUGACUGCAAUCAGCAGUGGUUCGCAUUUUGGUUCGGAAAUUCGCAAUUCCGCAAUUCGGCUUCUCGACUUGUCAUUCGCGCUCGUGGAAAACGCUCUCGGGACAUAACGGAAUCUACGGGCCGGCGCGGCUGACCGAGCGCACAAAAAACUUUUCGAUUAUUAUAAACUUUGGCGUGAGUUUGGUUAGUGGUGUGUAUGCGCGCGUGUGUGUGCCGUUUUGAGCAUGCAAUUGCAAUUCACCGUUAGCUGAGCGGACAAGUGAAAAAAAGUGUGCCCGCGAAACAGAGACAAAAGAGCUAACAAAAAAUACAUAUAUAUAAAACUCACUCAAUCGCUUUGAGCGCGCUAAGAUGGCGCCAAAAAAGUCCACCAUCGUGCUCAAUGUGGAGCAGUUUAUUCACGACAUCGAGGAGCGCCCGGCCAUCUGGAACCGCAACUUCCACUGCAACAAGGCCUUCCUCGAGCAGAUGUGGGACGAGCUGAGCGGUGCACACAAGCUGCCAAGUGAGGUUUACGUUUUGGACGAUGGAGCCGAGGUGGAUCUGGAUCUGGGAAACUAUGAAAGGUUUUUGGAUGUCACCCUGCAUCGGGACAACAACAUAACCACCGGAAAAAUUUACAAGUUGGUCAUUGAGAAGGAGCGGACUGGCGUGUACUUGGGCAAAACUGUUCAAGUUGUCCCACACAUUACUGAUGCCAUUCAGGAAUGGGUAGAGCGCGUGGCCCAGACACCCGUUCAGGGAUCUUCAAAGCCACAGGUGUGCAUUGUGGAAUUGGGAGGUACGAUUGGUGACAUCGAGGGUAUGCCAUUCGUAGAGGCCUUCCGUCAGUUUCAGUUCCGCGUAAAGAGGGAGAACUUCUGUUUGGCCCAUGUGUCGUUGGUUCCCUUGCCCAAGGCCACCGGAGAACCCAAGACGAAGCCCACUCAAAGUUCGGUCAGGGAACUAAGAGGUUGCGGUCUGAGUCCCGAUUUGAUUGUCUGCCGAUCGGAGAAACCCAUUGGACUGGAGGUCAAGGAGAAGAUCAGCAACUUCUGUCAUGUGGGCCCGGAUCAAGUGAUUUGCAUCCACGAUUUGAACUCUAUUUAUCAUGUUCCGUUGCUGAUGGAGCAAAAUGGUGUUGUUGAAUAUCUGAAUCAGCGUCUACAGCUUAAUAUCGACAUGAGCAAGAGGACCAAAUGUUUGCAGAAAUGGCGUGAUUUGGCACGUCGCACGGAGACCGUUCGCCGUGAAGUUUUCAUCGCCAUUGUGGGCAAGUACACUAAGUUCACGGACUCGUACGCCUCCGUGGUCAAAGCCCUGCAACAUGCCGCCCUGGCUGUGAAUCGCAAACUGGAACUGGUCUUUAUCGAGUCUUGCCUGCUGGAGGAGGAAACUCUCCAGUCCGAGCCGAGCAAGUACCACAAGGAGUGGCAGAAGCUAUGCGAAAGUGAUGGCAUCCUAGUGCCCGGUGGAUUCGGUUCCCGUGGAAUGGAGGGCAAAAUUCGUGCGUGCCAAUGGGCGCGAGAGAAUCGAAAACCAUUGCUCGGCAUCUGCUUGGGUCUGCAGGCAGCGGUGAUUGAGUUCGCACGCAGUAAACUUGGUCUUAAGGAUGCAAACACCACAGAAAUCGACCCGAAUACAACCAAUGCCUUGGUCAUCGACAUGCCAGAGCAUCACACGGGUCAAUUGGGUGGCACUAUGCGUUUGGGCAAGCGAACAACAGUUUUCGCUGAUGGCCCUAGUCUCAUUCGGCAGUUGUACGGAAACCCGAAGACCGUGGAGGAGCGUCAUCGGCAUCGUUACGAGGUUAAUCCCAAAUACGUGCCCCGGCUGGAAGAGCAAGGCAUGCGAUUUGUGGGCACGGACGUGGAAAAAACCAGGAUGGAAAUCAUCGAGCUCAACGGUCACCCCUAUUUCGUUGCCACCCAAUACCAUCCAGAGUACUUGUCGCGACCCCUGAAGCCCUCGCCUCCUUUCCUCGGCCUGAUACUGGCCUCCGUGGAUCGGUUGACACAAUAUAUUCAGCGUGGCUGCCGCCUGUCGCCCCGCCAGCUAUCCGACGCAUCCUCGGAUGAGGAGGAAAGUGUUGAGGGCUUAGCCGUAGCAACAAAGUCGUUCACAUCCCUGAAGAUUCCCAGCACACCCACAAAUGGAAUUUCGAAUGGUUGCAAUGGUAGCACCAGCACUUCCGACGGCGAAGGUGCCUGCGGAGGCAGAUCAACGCCCAACUAAACUAACUAAACUAGUAAACGGUAUCUUAUAUCUCAAUGUGUUUAAGAUGCGCUUAUCACUCGUGUUUUUGUCCUCGCAAAUCCCAAAAUUUUGGGAUUACAAAUGGUCGAAUAAAACAUUUUGAUGUUUUGAGGAAGUGACAUUAUGAAAUCCUUCAUAAUUUGCUUAUUUAGCUUAAGUAAAGUAUGAUUUUGACUUUGAAGUUUCCUACAUUUGUAAUAGUUACGUUAUGACGUUAGUCAUAUGAAUAUAUAUGUUCUAUUUAUGAAUGUUUUCCUAUAUAAUUUCUAUGAUUUUUUCGCAAAAAGUCUAAUUUUAAUUUAACUUUGAAAAAUAUCUCUAUAGGUAACUUAAUAUCCCUGCGUUCAGUCAAUUGUUUAGAAUGCUUCCUUAAAAUCAACCUGGUAUAAAUGAAUAGCCUUGUUUAAUUAAAAAUUGAAAUAAGUUUUAAUAUGCUUAAAUUACAACUAAAAUUGUGUAUUUUGAUUAUAUUAUGUAUAGUUAAGUGCAUAUUACCUUGAUUUAAACGAUAUGGAAAGCAAACAAAGUGAAAUGUAAGCAAUUAACUUAAUCAUAUAUAUUUUUUAGAUAAACAAUAUAAAAAUUUUAAA
Drosophila erecta is the source of this 2926-nucleotide messenger RNA. Its product is annotated as CTP synthase. Gene Ontology annotation, biological process: pyrimidine nucleobase biosynthetic process; regulation of transcription by RNA polymerase II; CTP biosynthetic process. Gene Ontology annotation, cellular component: transcription regulator complex; nucleus; cytoophidium. The record is from RefSeq and is a predicted model, not a curated record. The transcript is spliced from 5 exons. NCBI's taxonomy places the organism in Eukaryota, Metazoa, Arthropoda, Insecta, Diptera, Drosophilidae. The coding region runs from base 453 to 2315 and encodes 620 amino acids. Gene Ontology annotation, molecular function: identical protein binding; CTP synthase activity; DNA binding.